AAUUAAUGAUCAUACUUCAACCGAUCGAUGAUGUAAAAUCAGAGCUAAGUUAUCUACAAAUUUCACGUUUUAAAAAGCUAUAAAUUGCGAUGUGUUUGUAUACAUACAUGCUUAUGUCACCUGUGAAUGGACAAGUAGUGCAACAUGUUCUCUGCGAAGUACGAAACGAACAUAAACUGAACUAACUAAUACAUGAUUUUUUAAAACUAGUUCACAAGAGAUGUUGCUCUACUCUGGGAUUAGCUAAGGAUUCGGUUCGGGAUCGGUAAUUAAAAGAAUAGCUGAGAUUGGGAUUGUAUAUUGAUCAGCGGCAAUCACGAAGUGACUAAAGGAUUCGCAAGUGGGAUAUUACAAAUGAGGCAGUUUAUUUCAGUUAGAAGCGCCGCAAAACAUAAAGAUCUGAAACCAGUUUCUAUUGGUUAACCCAAUAUUCGUUUCCCCAUGCACCCAAUGAUGUCCUGCCACGUGGAACAUUCCAAACCGACAACACUUGGGGAAGGAUGGAAUACUUUAGGAGACCUCUUAGAUGAAGAAAUACAUUUUUGCAUUAUGCCGAUUUUAAUUGUGACAUAUGUUUUUGUAUAGUUUUAUACAGAAACCAUGUAUUUGAAAGUUAACAAGUAUCCCAGAACCACGUAGCAUGGAAAAUAUGUUCAAAAUCCACAAAAAUUAUAAUGAAUGAAUCAUUUAUUUAAAUUUUCAUUCGCAGUUUAAUUUCUUUAUGUAAUGUAUGGACCGGUCUACUGUGAAUAAAUAACAAAAGCUUUCUUAGUAAUAUUUAAACCUAUCUAUCAAACUUGAAGAUAACGAUGGUGAGAAUCAGAAUCUGUGUAAGAGAAAACAAAAAGAGAUCAAGAAAAAGAUGGGACCAAUUGGGUAUUUUCUUUAUAAUUUUAUAUUGUUAUUUCAUUCCAAAGGUGACAUCCUCUCCCUUUGAUUAUUUAGUUUUCAGCCAUUUUAUAAGAAAAUCUGUCUUUCUCCUCUUUAUUUAUAAACCUACACCGUUCAAGCCCUCAUAACACAAAACAUUUGUUUUCUCUCUCUUUCUUCUUUCUCUUGAGUCUUUCGUAUUAUUUCUCUCCACCUCUCUAGUAUCUCUUACUCAGUUAUACCUUUCCUAUAUACGUAUAAUACGAUCGGUCUUUUGUUCCCUAACAAGACCGUUCGUUAAGUCUUGUCGCACACUACAUAAACCGAUAUUGAAUCCAGGUUUCAAUAUCGUCGAAGAGUUUAUACAUGGCUCCGGUCUCGUUGCCUCCUGGUUUUAGGUUCCAUCCAACGGACGAGGAACUAAUCACAUACUAUCUCAAAAGAAAGAUCAACGGUCGAGAGAUAGAGCUGGAAAUUAUCCCUGAAGUAGACCUCUACAAGUGCGAACCAUGGGACUUGCCAGGGAAGUCGUUGCUUCCGAGCAAAGACCAAGAAUGGUACUUCUUCAGUCCACGGGACAGAAAGUACCCCAAUGGUUCAAGAACAAACCGAGCAACAAAAGGCGGUUACUGGAAAGCCACCGGCAAAGACCGGCGGGUGAGUCUGAGAGAUCGAGCCAUAGGAACCAAGAAAACCCUAGUUUAUUAUCGUGGACGCGCCCCACACGGUAUUAGAACUGGUUGGGUCAUGCAUGAAUAUCGCCUCGAUGAAACCGAAUGCGAACCUACUGCGUUCGGCAUGCAGGAUGCAUAUGCACUUUGCCGCGUUUUCAAGAAGAUAAUAAUCGAAGGGAAACCAAGAGAUCAACAUCAGCAGCAUCAUCAGCCUUACGCCCACACGAGUUCGAAUAUAAGUCGUAGCUCAAGUUUUGACGUUGGUUCGGAUCUUGAAAUAAGUUCAAAUACACAUCAAGUUCUACCUUACAAUAACGUUACGGAGACCCAACCGAUAUUUGGAAACGCAUUCGGUGAUCAUGAUGACCGGUCGCAAUACUUGUCACAAAACAUGACUCCAAGCUUUUCAAAUUACGAAUCUCCUUAUGGACCAUACCUCAAUCAAUCUAAGGUGUAUACAGAAACUGAACGUGGAAUGUUGCAGCAUCAAAUGUCAUUGCCACCGUUGCAAGUAGAAAACACGCCGGUUCAGACCAGCAUUUUCUCCAAUGGAAUGAAUCAAAACAGCGGUCAAUGUGGUUUCGAUGACUUUGCUUUCGUUGCAAGUAACCGCAACCAGCUAUAUAACAGCAACGUUGAUGAUCAUUUAAUACACAUUGGAAAUCUCGAAGAACAAUUGCACAGUGCUGGACACUCGACAUGGAUGAACAUGUCUAACGGGUCUUUAAAUCAGAGUUUCGCAGAAGACGUAGAGGUUUUGCCAAGCUUUGAGGAGAAUGAUCAAGAUAUUGAAUAUUUUGGCAGAUCUGGGACCAGUACACUCAACAACAUAGAGAUUGAUGAGUUUUUCUCGUUUGAGGACCGAGUAGAAGACACUGACAAGUCAAACAUAACUCUAAACUCUUCAGGAUCCGGAAUGAUCGAAGAAGAGACUAGAGUAGACCAUAAAAUGCUCAUUUGCACACGUCAAACAACUCAAGUUUUAUAUCAUCGAGUCGUACCGUCGCAGAUUUUGAAAGUUCACAUUAAUCUUGUCGGAGGAAAUGAAGAGAGAAGAUUGUUUACGGAAGAAGAAGGCAAGGAUUCCUGGUUCCAGAAGGCUGAAAAUGUUGCCAAGAUGAAAUUGAAUCAGAUUGGUUUAGCUGCAAAACAUUAUUACAAGUGUCUUACAAUUAUUUUCUGAUUUUAUUAAUUUUGUUUAUCCAAUACUAUCUAAAAAGAAGAGACUGUACUAUAUAUUGAAAUGUUGAUUGAUUUUCAUUGUCAUAAGUAAAAUAUUAUUGGGGGAGAGAAAAACUAUCAUGCCUAAUCCAUUAUGUUGUUUGUGGAAUUCUCAUAAUCUAGCUGUAUAUGUAUACUUUGUUUUCCAAGAACUUAUAAAAAGUAAAAACAUAAAAAGAAAGCAACUAAAAAACAGAAAAAGGAAGGUCUGAAAAAAAAAACAUUUAAAAGUAUUUGCCUCUCUGUCCGUAAAACUUUACAAAGUAUGAGGACCAAAGAGAAAUUUACUUAAAGUACGAGUCACGUAAAUAACACGCGCGUUAGGGUUUUACGGCAUCAGCCACAUCUCAUUGGCAGUAUAAAUAACCUUUGACUAAAACCUCAAGCUCUCACAAAAACCAGCCGUCGACUUCUCAUACCCUUGAACCUUGCUUAGAUCUGCUUCUCUGAUCUCUAGUUUUUUAGUGUUUCUUGCUCGCGUCACUUUAACUGAUUACCACCGUUCUUGUUCAUGUUCGUUGUGUAUGAGUUGACGCAAUAGUAGGUUCCUAUUUCUUCUAUUUGUUUUGAUAUUAAAUGUAAAUACCUCUGUGUAUUAUCAAUCAUCACGAGUUCGCAGUCUAGGGAAAAUCUUGUCUGAAACUUAUUUUAUCUAGUAGACAGCCUAAGAUCUGGAAUGUCUUGUCUGAAAGUAGAUUUUUGUUGUUGUUAGGUUUGUUGAUGAAAGAUUAAAAGGGAGAAUAUGGAGGUGAUGACAAUUUCCCCAGAUGAUCGAAUCUGAUUAUACUGAGCGAAUAGAAUUUUCCUCUCAUCAGAGGAAAGUCAAGCCAAUUAGUCUGAUCCUUCUCCUUUUUAUUUUUUAUUUGAAUUACAUUAGAUUUAUUGAUUUGUUUGUUAGUAUUCUUAAGUUGGUUUCCUUAGAUCUUAAUAUACAAUUUUAAACAUGGAGAAUUGGAGGUGAUGACAAUUUCCCCAGAUGAUCGAAUCUGAUUAUACUGAGCGAUUUAUAUUUCCUCCCAUCAGAGGAAGUCAAGCCUAUUUUCUGAUCCUUCUCCUUUUUUUUACAUACAGUUGAUUUAUUUGUUUUUGUUUGAUAAACUUUUAUUUAUUAUUUACUAAUGGAGAUAUGGAGGUGAUGACAAUUUCCCCAAAUGAUCGAAUCUGAUUAUACUAAGCGAUUAUUAUUUGCUCUCAUCAGAGGAAAUCAAGCCAAUGUUCUGAUCCAUUCUCCUUAAUUUUUUUAUAGUUUUGUUUUUUACUAAUAUGUGAUAUUUAUCGUCGUAGGCUUGUUGGAGCUUAUGUUGAGCUGAAAAAUUUCUAGGAUGUGCUAGAUAAAUCAAAAACAUAUGGUAUUGGUCCGCUAUUGUUAAAGGAGAUAUGGAGGUGAUGACAAUUUCCCCAAAUGAUCGAAUCUGAUUAUGCUAAGCGAUUAUUAUUUGCUCUCAUCAGAGGAAAUCAAGCCAAUGUUCUGAUCCAUUCUCCUUACUUUUUAAUAAAAAAAAUGUGAUUUAUAAACCAAUGUAGUCUGUCUGUUUUUUUAGUCCUGUAAGUUUUUUUGUUUCUGUUCUGGAUGUUGGUAGUAUUUACAUAUUGAUUCGACUGGUUUAGAUCUCGAUGAGGUUGUUUCUUGAGGAAGCUGGGUGACCGUAAUUUUUGUAACCUGAAUCGAAUUAACUAGUUUUGAGCAUAAGAAAAUA
This is a messenger RNA of Brassica napus (rape), 4462 nucleotides long. RefSeq names its product NAC domain-containing protein 86-like. Bases 1237 to 2727 code for a protein of 496 amino acids. The record is from RefSeq and is a predicted model, not a curated record. Gene Ontology annotation, biological process: regulation of DNA-templated transcription. The transcript is spliced from 6 exons. Gene Ontology annotation, molecular function: DNA binding. Lineage: Eukaryota; Viridiplantae; Streptophyta; Magnoliopsida; Brassicales; Brassicaceae.